AUGGCAAACGUUCUCAGUAAAUUGUAUGAUGAGCUGCCCGGCCUCACCUUCCCGAGGUGGGGUCGCAGCGCAGGACCCGAGCCUGCACGCUGUCCCAUCUGUAGGAAGGUCAGGACGGGUCCCAGGCCGGUGCCGCCACCAGCCGGUCCACCCAGGGCCCCCAAGAGGAGGUGCCCUGAGCCGGAGGCCUCGGACACCACCCCGGUGCAGGGCCCUCCGGCGUCUCCAGAGCGAUCGCCAAAAAGACCUGCGCCUCCGCUGCCAGCUGGAGACUCGGGGUUGGAAACCCCCAGCAGCCCAAGCACCCCUUCGGGUCAGCUCGAGUCCACAGCCCGAAUUGCAACACCCAGACCGCGCAAUCAUCUUGUGGUGCCCAGGAUGCCGUGGGACGUCCCUCUUCCCGACUCCAACAGCGACGAGUUCGAAGGCCAAGAGGGUACCCAAUCUCAUGGCCGUGACAUUCCCAGCUCGCAAAACACCACCGCGGACAAUCUGGGUGAAAACCAACCCCCGAACGGCUCACGUUCCCAGGAGUCAGGUAAGGUGGUGGAGGGCAAAAAGCCCACCGCAAGUCCACCACCAGACUCCCAGCAGUCAGCGAAGGGGGUAGACAGUGAAAAGCCCAAAGCUCGUCCACCACCAGACUCCCAGGAGUCAGCGAAGGGGGUAGUGGGUAAAAAGCUCAAAGCUUAUCCAACACAAGACUCCCAAGCGUCAGCGAAGAUGGUGGACAGUGAAAAGCCCAGAGCUCAUCUACCAGACUCUCAGGAGUCAGCGAAGGGGGCAGUGGGUGUAAAGCCCAAAGCUCGUCCACCACGGGACUCCCUGGAGUCAGUGAAGGGGGUGGCAGUUGAAACACCCACAGCUAGACCACCAGCAAGCCCUGCUACCCCAAAUCUGGCAGCUCACAGAGCAUCCAAAAGGAAAGCAGCAUUGCCAUCAGCUCUGCCUUUGCCAGAGAUUGUGCCAGUGCCCGUACAGUGGGGUCGCAGUGAGCUUCCCCCUCCUCCUAAACUUCCAUGCAUGGACAUGCAGAAAGACGUGGACAUUUGUAACACCACUCAGUCUACUCAUAGUAAAAUCUGUAAGACAAAAUGCUCAGGGAGAACAGAAGUGACAGAUGGCAGUGACAUCAACACUGCCUCUUCUGUUCCUCCACCUGUUGUAGAGACUUAUGUCUUCGUGACCCUGCCUGCCUGCACUUUAAACAUCCCAGCUCUUCUCAGCACCGCUAAUGUGGAAGAGCAGGCUGCUGGGGCCAACAUUGUGCCAGCAUCCUCAUCAAAAUCUAACGAGGGUCUGGCACCUAAAAUCCUCAUUUCCUCUUUGGCUCCUCCUGCAGACUCUCUUCCUUUUGGUACCCCAGCCUCUCAACUGGGGGUUCUAAAUGAUAAAAAUGGAAACCAUGCCCCUUUAAUGAGAGCUGCAACCCCUACCACUUCUCUCUCCUCCAAACUUGCUCUUCCUGAUCAUUCCAUUCUCCCCUGCACAAAGGAAUCUAACACUGCUACUUCUCCUGAUUCCCGUCCUCUUCCCUUCCCCACCCUCCCUGUAGUCCCACUUCCCAUGAACACUACCACCACUGAUAUGGUUGCAGCCGCCCCCAGCCUAUCCUGUCAUGUGAGCCUGCAGCCGGCCACAGAUGACGAUAUUGUUCAGAUGGAUACCACACCACCAUCUGCAGCCGUCAUUUACUCAUCUCCCCAAGUCUCCACCACUGACUCCUGUGCAUUGCCGCAGGCUCCCAAUAGCCUGCACCAGGGAAACUUUAUGAAUGGGCCCGUACCCAGCGGCCCACCUAUACCUCCCCCACAACCAAUACCUCAGGCCCCCUGUGGCCUGCAACCAGGACACUUGCCGAAUGGGCCAAUGCCCACCAGCCCACCAGUACCCCAGGCGCUCUGCAGUCCGCCUCAGGGCCAUGUCACCGUGGGCCCAGACCCCACUGCCCCUGCAACACCCUAUACCUAUCCAGUUCCCCAAAUCCCCUGCAGUCUGUACCAGGGGCAACUUGGGAUGGGGCCAGCCCCCACCAACCUACCUCCUACCAGGGGGUCCUGUUCUUCCCAAACCUUGGUCCCUCAAAAUGAUCACUAUUCCACCAAUGCCAUCUCUGUUGUGCAACCGCAGCACACAAUGUCACACAGUGACUCUAUUUCCAGCAAGCAAGACCCCCACAAUCGGUUUAUACAGUCUCAGCACAUGCGGGGACCCAGCCCAAAUACUGACCAUGCAUCUAGUGCUAGUGCCCUUCCACACCCCACACUUGGGGUUUUCAGUGGACUACCUGAUAAUAAUUACUCUCUCAGCCAACCAGUCCCCUUACAAACACCAGUUAUUGACCUAACCGCGCCUACAAUGCCACCACCUAAUGACUCCGUCAAUGUGAUCCCCCUUGUGCAGCAGAUGCACAAUCCCUCUCUUCCGCUAUCUUCUGCUCCUCCGGUCCUUCCCAACAUGGACCAAGCAGUUGUCCUUACUCACGGAAGUGGCUCUUCCCCACCAAUGAAAUUAUCCAUGGACGAUGACGAUAACAUGAUGGAUACAACACCUCCUUCAGAGGCAUUUAUGUUUCCAUCUCCUCCGAUCUUGACAAACAACCUCUCUGUAGUGAACCAGGCCCAUCCUGCUCCUGCCCAUGUGCCACACAGUGACAUUAUUUCUAACCAACAAAACUCCUACAAUCAGUUUAUACAAUCCCAGCACAUGCCGGGGCCAAGGCCACACACUGGCCAUGCAUCUAGUGCUGGUGCCCUUCCAUACCCCACCACUGGGGUCUUCAAUGGACAAUCUGACAGUUUGUCUCAGAGCCAACCAGUACCAUUGCAAACACCAAUUAUUGACUUAUCUGUGCCUACAAUGCAACCACCUAAUGACACCAACAUACAAACAGGACAUAUGGCCAUGUCCUUGCCUGUGCCUGCAGUGAAUGCUGAUAAUACACCACAGCACACCUCUUGUAGUGAUUCUUACGGUGUUUGCAACACUGCCAGACAGAAAACUCCUGGCAAGAAAAUCUCCAGACGCACAGGCUCUCAUGGCACUAAUUCAUCCCUGAACCAAGCCACUCCUGCAACAAAUACUGGCUAUCCACCUAGUGCUAGUGCCCUUCCAGACCCCACACUUGGAAUUUUCAGUGGGCAAUCCGACAAUUUCUCUCGGAGCCAACCAGUGCCCUUACAAACACCAGUUAUUGACCUAACCGUGCCUACAAUGCAACCACCUAAUGACUCUGUCAAUGUGAUCCCUCUUGUGCAUCAAGUGCACAAUCCUUCUCUACCAAUAUCUUCUGCUCCUCUGGUCCAUCCCAACAUGGACCAAGCAGCUGUCCUUAUGCAUGGAAAUGUCUCUUCCCCACCAAUGAAAUUAUCCAUGGACAAUCAUCAUAUGAAGGAUAUAACACAUCCUUCAGAGGCUUCGAUCUUUCCAUCUCCUCCCAUCUUGACACACCACCUCUCUGCUGUGAACCAGGCCCAUCCCGCUUCUGCCUAUGUGCCACACAGUGACGUUAUUUCUAGCAUGCAGAACUACCACUAUCAGUUUAUACCGUCUCAGCACAUGCCGGGGCCAAGCCCACACACUGGCCAUGCAUCUAGUGCUGGGGCCCUUCCACACCCCACCGUCGGGGUCUUCAAUGGACAACCUGACAGUUUGUCUCUUAGCCAACCAGUACCUUUGCAAGCACCAAUUAUUGACCUAACUGUGACUAGUGACACCAACCUGCAAGCAGGACAGAUGGCCAUGCCAAUGCCUGUGCCCGCAGUGAACAUUGAUAUCACUCCCCAGCACACCUCUUGUAGUGACUCUUCUGGGGUUUGCAACACUGCCAGACAGAAAACUCCUGGCAAGAAAAUCUCCAGACGCACAGGCACUCGUGACACUAAUUCAUUCCUGAACCAGGCCACUCCUGCAACAAAUACUGGCUAUCCACCUAGUGCUAGUGCCCUUCCAGACCCCACACUAGGGGUUUUCAGUGGGUAA
Messenger RNA from Dipodomys spectabilis (banner-tailed kangaroo rat), 3981 nucleotides. RefSeq names its product nuclear pore-associated protein 1-like. Bases 1 to 3981 code for a protein of 1326 amino acids. The record is from RefSeq and is a predicted model, not a curated record. Lineage: Eukaryota; Metazoa; Chordata; Mammalia; Rodentia; Heteromyidae. The transcript has 2 exons.